Molecule: messenger RNA, 886 nt
Organism: Dermatophagoides farinae (American house dust mite)
Lineage: Eukaryota; Metazoa; Arthropoda; Arachnida; Sarcoptiformes; Pyroglyphidae
Gene: Syx8
Product: syntaxin 8
Source: RefSeq, a predicted model, not a curated record
UGAUUGUUGCUCAUAAUUUGUUUUUUCGAUGUUUUGACAUUUGUUAAAGAUUUAUCAUUCAUUUAUUAAUUUAAAAACAAUUAUCAAUAUGGGUUCCAUAACGGAUGAAUGGCUAAAAGAUGCCGAAAGUAUUGACGAAUUUGCCGAUCAACUUAUGCAUAAAAUUAAUCAACGUAAUCAAUAUCCAACAAAUACAGCAGCAUUUGCUAAGAGUGAUUUAUACAUCAAGGAUUUAUUCCGAAAAUUCCAACGUAAAGUCGGCCAAUUACAGGAAACAUUAAAUCAAUUGGCUGCAACAAAUAAAUUAACACAACGAGAAAAAGAACGCCGCCAACGAUUAGUGGACCAAUUCAAUGAUCGAUAUAAAAAGAUUGAAACAUUUCUACAGAAUCCAGUCACAGAUAAAAGGAAUACAUUGUUUAAUUAUGAUAAUUCUGAAUCUACACAAGCACCUACCGUUAGUUGGAAUGAUGGAUUAAAUGCUUCCGAUGCUUCAAGUUCACAUCAAUUUGAAAAUGUUUCAAAAAUGAAAGAAAUUCAACGAAAUAUGAAACAAGAACAGGACCAAAAUAUCGAUACAUUGGGUGAUAUUAUUUCAAGGCAAAAAUAUUUGGCACAAGAAAUUGAUUCAGAACUCAACAUUCAAAAUGAGAUUUUGGAAGAUAUUGGUGAAGCAAUGGAUGAUAAUAAUGAACGUUUACUUCGUAAUACACGAAAUAUUCGAUUCGUUAGUCGUGAAAGUGGUACAUGUGCAUAUUGGACAAUAAUCAUAUUAUUAUUGAUUGCCAUUUUAGUGGUCAGUAUUGUGCCUAAUUAAUCUACUAAUGCUAUACAUUUCUUUUUUUUAUAUGUUUUUGUUUGAAUCAAAAAUUUUUGUAUAUUAUUA